This is a messenger RNA of Calypte anna (Anna's hummingbird), 2514 nucleotides long. RefSeq names its product cilia and flagella associated protein 221 (gene CFAP221). The coding region runs from base 64 to 2514 and encodes 816 amino acids. The record is from RefSeq and is a predicted model, not a curated record. Lineage: Eukaryota; Metazoa; Chordata; Aves; Apodiformes; Trochilidae. Gene Ontology annotation, cellular component: cilium. The transcript is spliced from 23 exons. Gene Ontology annotation, biological process: cilium movement; cilium assembly.
CCCGCCGCCUGCCUGAGGUGCUGACAAGUUUUAGUACCAUUUGGACUCCAUUUCUUUCCUAACAUGGAUGUGGUUCAGUCAGCCUCCACAGAAAUCCUCAUUGCUGAAGAAUCCUUCAAGCAAAUGUCCAGUGUCCUUCUGCACAGCCUAGUGGAGGAACCUACAAAAAGACAUGCUGUCCCCCAUCACCUGCUGGAAUCAAAAAUUUAUUCAGACCUUCAGAGGAGCAAGGUCAUACAGGCUGAGCCUGCUGUGUUACACUACGGAGGGUAUGAAGUUGGAAAACAUCACCAGCAGACACUGAAGCUGAGAAAUAUUUCUGGCGAUGUCGUAAACCCUCACAUAAUACCACCCCAGACAAGGUAUUUUCAGAUCAAAUACAACAAAACACACCGGCUUGUCCCUGGCUUGGCCUAUGUGGUUACUGUUGAUUUUUGUCCUGAUGAGUGGCGGUAUUACUAUGACUGCAUCCGAAUUCACUGCCAGGGAGAGGAUACAUCAAUCGUUCCUGUGCAUGCUUACCCUGUUGUGAAUGUUGUAGAAUUUCCAUCCUUUAUAAAUCUGUCUGAUGUAUCAGUUGGUAAGAGUAAGGAGUAUGUUAUCCCAUUGCAGUGCAGCUGUCCAAUAGAUUUUGAGUUCCACAUUGAUUUUAUUCAGCCUCACAGAGCCUUCACUGUCCAGCCAACAUCUGGAAUCAUCCCAGGCAAUGGGAAAGUGGAGUUAACUGUGAAAUAUUCCCCCCUUGAGUAUGGAACAGCACAAAUGACAAUGCAGUUACGGAUUUCAGAGUUUCACUCAAAACCCUAUGUAUGUGUAUUCACAGGAACAUCAAUGCCACAUCUGGGUCUAAUAAAACAACAUUUUGACAAACAAGGAAGUCGUACAGAGAGAAGAGCUUUGUCUGCAGGAAAAUCCAUGGUGUGGAGACGAAACCAACCACGACUGAGGCCUAUUCAAAAAGUAAAGGAAAUAGAAUACCAGAACCUCAUAUUCCCCACAGACUUGUCAAAUCCAUAUGCUGUAGCCACUGUUUUGAAUCAGAAACCAGGCAAAUUGAGGAGGAAGGACUUAAAAAAAGCCCUUUGCCAAGGCAUUGAAGGAAUACAAACCAGACAGAUGAAGGAAGCUAUAUUUCAACAAAAAGUCAAGCAAAAUAUUCAGGAAGAGGAAGCAAAUCAAUUGAAGUGGCAAGUUCAUAAAGGCAAAGAUCCAGUCUCUAUGGAAUUUAAAAAAGAGAUUAUUGAAAACCGACAGAGGGAAGAAGAGCAAAAUAAGAUCCAAAGAGGAGAUCCUGUCAUAGAUCAGGAGUUUCAAAGGAAUGAAACACAAGUUUUUUCCAUACGUGUUAUCCGGCCUGUGGACCAGUAUCCAAGUGUCCAGCCCACGUUUGACCUGCUCAGGAAUGACCCUUGGGACCACAGAAACAGGAUGUUAAGGAAAUUUCAAAAAGUAGCAUACAAGAUUACAAAUCAGAUUCGGCUAAAGAAUUUACUGCUUCUAUUCCGUGGGCAAACCAAAGAAGCCAGAGGUCUGAAGGAAAGCUCUGUGUCUGAAGGUGGGAGAUUCAGCAAACCAGAGAAGAGUGAAGAAACUCAGGGCUUUCCUUCUCUCAGCACUGAAGAUUGUGUGUUGCCUUCUAAAGUUCCCUUUUCCAGUUCUCGACGUGAUUUGGCACCUGAUGCUCCUGGCUUAGUUCCUAUCAAAUCUAUAGAUGGGAAAGUCAGACACAUUCUUCCUUUUUAUGACUUGAAAGAGUUGGUUGGAGCAGUUGCUUCUCCUGAAGAGCAGUUUAGCCAGAUCUCCCAGAGAACGGAUUUUCACAAACCAUCACCAGAAGAAGAAGCAGAAAGGGACAGGAGCCUCUUAAAACUGGUUCCUCCUCAAGCUUUAGUCUACCCUAUGGAGAGCAACCCACUUCGUAUUUUUAACCCCACUCCAGGAUUAAUUCCAGUUUUACCUCCUUUGGCCUAUUCUGAAACAAAUAUUGAAUAUCAUCUUUGUCCUCAUCCAAAAUAUACCUUUACCAAGGAAUGCCCCAAAGGAUCCAGUAUUCCAGUCACACAAAAGAAAUUUCUGCAUCACAAGGAAGUGAUUUGUGGAGUAAUGGAAUGGAGAAGAUUCUUACCUGUGCUGUAUUCCACUUUUUCUAACACUCCCUCAUUGACAACUUCAACACCUAGGGAUCCUUACAGUUUAGAUAUGCUUCCAAGAGAUGUGCCACCAAUGCUGGAUGACUUACCUGAGAGAGACAGGGAGAACAUAAUUGACCAUGAGACAGGUGAAACUGAAUUCAAAAUCACUCUUACUCCGGAGAUGGUGAAAGCUGAAUUUCCACAAGUUGGGCAGGCAUUCUCAGAAGAAGGCAAAGAGCAAUCAGAAAAAGAAGAAAAAGAUCUGCACGACCAUCCAGAGGAACAGAUUCAGCCUCAAACCAACGAGCUCAGAGAGAAGGUUCAAAAACAUGUGGAGAACUUGAAACUGACAGCACUUAAUAAAACCCUUAUUCUGGGAUAA